UUAAUGUGGAUGAUCUAAUGUAUAUACACAAUACAUCUAUAUGCCUUCACACUCGCAGAGGCACGUGUCUAUCAUAAGUGUAUAUCUUUUAGGUAGCACUGGAUGAAAUGCUGCCAGGAAACUUUACUUGUCUUCUGCACUUCUAGAUAAGGUUAAAAAUUACCAAUGGUACUGGCUGUGCCUAAAUUUAAAGAUUAUGGGAAAUGGCUAUAGCAAGCUGCCACAUAAAUAACUAGUUGAAAGUGAAAGGAGGAAGGUAGAUUGAACAAGUAGCUUGUGAGAAAGUAUUCAUUUCCAAAAUGCGGCACAGAGAGGUGAAAACAAAGAGAAGUCUGCAUCCUAGACGUUCACUCUGUACAUUAAGUUUAAUGGUGCUAUCAACAGCUUCAUAUGACAGGAAAUGAUCUGGGCGUUUUGUUCACUUAUUCUGGAUGCCCUUAGUUUCAGAGAGCAACUGCUAACAUGGAUUGCACCUCGGAAGGGGACAGCUGAACUCUCCCUCCGGCUUUAGUAAGGAAAGAGCAGCGAUGAAAUCCGUGGACUGUGUGCACGUCAUCCAACAGAAGGAUACCGCCUCCUCUCCCUCUGCCCUCCCUGGUGCUGUUUCAGGCACCACGGGACUUUUUYCUGUCACAUUCCUGUGGCUUGCAAUGCUCCUGUCCUCUUGUCUUGCAGCAGUGUCUCUUUACCAUGUUAUCAUCCUGAAAACAGAGCUAGAAGCUCURCGCAGUGAGCUGAUCUACAGCGUCCAGGCAAGGUCUCCGCGAGACCAGCCACUCGUGUCCCCCGAUGAAAAUAGAGCAGGUACCCCUGUUUCUUCCUUCCUGCAAGUGUCUGAAGCUGCCACCAGGCAGGAGAGCAGGCUUCCUGGUACUGGCCCUGCUGAAAGCUUCCAAAAGGGAAUCUGGAAUGGGAGUAGAAACAGAGGCAGACGGUCUGCUGUCAACACAGAAGAAAAAGUGCUGCAGGCCUGUUUGCAACUGAUUGCUGACAGCAAAAGUGAUAUCCAACAGAAAGAUGAUUCAAGCGUUGUCCCUUGGCUCUUGAGCUUUAAACGUGGAACAGCUCUGGAAGAACAAGGAAAUAAAAUAGUGAUCAAAGAAACAGGUUAUUUUUUCAUAUAUGGCCAGGUUUUAUAUACGGAUACAACAUUUGCUAUGGGACACCUCAUACAGAGGAAGAAGGCUCAUGUGUUUGGUGAUGAUCUCAGCUUGGUGACACUGUUUCGCUGCAUCCAAAAUAUGCCACAGUCUUAUCCAAAUAAUUCUUGCUAUACUGCUGGCAUUGCAAAAUUAGAGGAAGGGGAUGAACUUCAACUUACAAUACCCCGGAGAAGAGCUAAAAUAUCCUUGGAUGGCGAUGGUACUUUUUUUGGUGCAGUAAGACUCUUCUGAAGCCCUCAAUUUCUGUUAUUAUGCUUAAUACUAUUUUCUUCUUUACCUAUGCCUUUGUCAGAAAAAAUAUUGACUUGUAAUAAACCUGCAAGUUCAACCCCUCUCAAUCCACCACAGGCUUCUAAGAACUUUUCUUCUAAGAACUUUUCUUCUAAGAACUUUAAUAAGCAAACCCAAAACAGGAAACAUACCAAAAAUGUUUGUGGUAUAACCACCAUGUGAUUACCAGAAAGCUAAUUUAUUUUAGACAAUAGGAGACUCUAGAUAACAACUAUAAAGCAAUGAGGUUUUGGCUUUGAAACAAUUUGUUGUCCAUAUGGUAAAUCAAAGAAGGAGUUGACCAAAAAUAGCAGCAUGGCCAGGACCACAGACUAUCAAAUUGUCAAUAAAAUACUUGAUAUAUCAAAGUGUGGGGAAGAAACAUUGAACAGUAGAUUCCUCACCACAAAUUGAAUUUGCUAGGUGGGUUCUGAGUUUUGGGGUUAUUUUYCUUUUCCCAAAGAUACUGGGGAAGGAAAAAAUCUAAAUGUCUGGAAUAAUGAAAACAAAUACACAGAAUAGUAGUCACUGUGUUGCUUCUUCUCUGUGAACAAAAAGUAAAAAAAAAAAUACUUAAAUCUAUUAGCAUUUAUUAAAUAGAAUUAAUUUUGCUGGAAAAAGGAUAUAUAAAAUGCUUCAAUGUCUCAAUCUUCAAAGCAUUGCUACUUGUUAAGGAAUAUGUGUACACUUCUAUGUAAACAAGGCUGGCACAGGAAGAAACAGUGAAAUUAGACACAAUACAGUGGUUGGAAUUGGAUUUCUGGCUUCAGAAUUUCUGCAGUCAUAUAUAAAUGUGUAUAUUUAUACAGUAUAUAGAUGUAUCUGUAUAUAUUUGAAAAUGUGUACACACACAUGUUUCUUGGGCAUUUGAGCAUUUUGAGAAAUUUUUCUUCUUUUGAGCAAUUUAUCURAUGGAAAUAUGACUUCGCACAUAUUUUUUGUAUUUCCCUUGCUUCUUGCUAUGAUUCAUUCUAUGCAAUACAGUAAAUAGAAAAAUCCAAGAGAUCUGGAACCAACCAUGCAACUAAGAAAAUACAAUUGUAUUUCAGARGCUUUUUCUGCAGUUUUGAAUACAGUGCUUAACUCUGUUUUACAAAAAUAUUCACAUCUGUAGAAAGACUGAACAGAUGUCCUUUUUUUCCUUUUCUUUUGUCUGGUUGUUUUGUUCAGUAGAUAGCAUUUGUGCCUUUUUUACCCCAAAUAUUGUAUGGUCAAMGGAGAUAUUGUACUUCUCCCUCGAUCUUAAGGAAGCAUUGAAGUGCUAUUGGAAUGGAUAAAAAGUAAAACCCCAAGUAACGAAUUGUACUUAUUUUGAAAAUAUUUUUAGGACCAGAGAAUUUGUUAUAUAAACUCACUAAGUAAAGAAAAGAUGCUCUUUCUA
Messenger RNA from Malurus melanocephalus (red-backed fairy wren), 2814 nucleotides. RefSeq names its product TNF superfamily member 13b (gene TNFSF13B). Lineage: Eukaryota; Metazoa; Chordata; Aves; Passeriformes; Maluridae. Gene Ontology annotation, cellular component: membrane. The record is from RefSeq and is a predicted model, not a curated record. Gene Ontology annotation, biological process: immune response. Gene Ontology annotation, molecular function: receptor ligand activity; tumor necrosis factor receptor binding.